Molecule: messenger RNA, 1701 nt
Organism: Aphanomyces astaci
Lineage: Eukaryota; Oomycota; Saprolegniomycetes; Saprolegniales; Verrucalvaceae
Product: serine/threonine protein kinase
Exons: 13
Coding region: 74-1615 (513 amino acids)
Biological process (GO): intracellular signal transduction; protein autophosphorylation; peptidyl-serine phosphorylation
Cellular component (GO): nucleus; cytoplasm
Molecular function (GO): calcium ion binding; calcium/calmodulin-dependent protein kinase activity; calcium-dependent protein serine/threonine kinase activity
Source: RefSeq, a predicted model, not a curated record
UUGUGUUAGUAAUUUUUAUUUUGACCCCAACUGGCACCCAUUUAAACGCUAUACCAUCGUCACUUGCAUCAUCAUGGGCUGCAUGCAAUCGACCGAUGCUUCGGGCGGCCUACCUGACUCGUUCCUGCGGAACCUAUCGCAGCACCACCAAGGCUUGGAUGUCUUCGCGUACUACAAGGUCGUUCGGGAGCUUGGGACGGGGGCGUUCGGCGUCGUGAACCUCGUGCAGAACAUCUCCACGGGCGACCAGUACGCGAUGAAGGUGAUUACGAUCGGCCCCAAUGCCAAGGUAUCCGUCCUUCGGAACGAAAUCAACUUGUGGCGAGGGCUCCAGCACCCGAACAUUGUCCGCCUGGUUGAAACGUACGAGUCUCCGACGCACAUCCACAUGAUCAUGGAGCUGUGCACGGGGGGGCACAUGCUGAACGCGGUCAAGACGCGGAAGCAGGCGUUCCCCGAAGACGCGGCCAAGGAAAUCGUGCGCAAACUCACGUCGAGCAUUUACUACUUGCACUUGAAGAACAUUUGCCACCGCGAUAUCAAGCUCGAGAACAUUCUGUACGAAACCGACCAAGACGGGUCCGACGUCAAGCUGUGCGACUUUGGGGCGAGCACGCUGUUCCGCGACGGAGUCCUCAUGCAGACGGUGCUGGGGUCGGUCGUGUACAUGGCGCCCGAGUUUCUGGAAGGCCAGUACACACAAGCUUGCGAUAUGUGGAGUUUGGGGGUCGUGAUGUACAUGCUCCUGAGUAAUUCCAUGCCGUUCCAUGGCAACACGGAGGAAGACCUGAUUGAGUCCAUCUUUGCUGCCAAGCUAUCGUUUCAAGACGAAGUGUGGGCGGACGUGUCGGUCGAAGCCAAGAGCCUCGUUAAGAAGCUCCUCAACCCGAAUGUUACCGAGCGGUAUUCGUCACUGCAAGUGCUACGACACCCGUGGAUUGCCAGCGCCAAGACCAACAACCUACCGACGCAAGACAUCGAUCGGAUCAUUGCGCAACUGUCCGAGUAUGCGUCUUACAGUCGCAUGAAGCGAGCGGCGCUGUUGGCCGUGGCCUUUUGCUCGCCUUCGAUCGAUACCACAGCUAUCCGCAAAGCCUUUGACCAACUGAAUGUCCUGCACAAUGGCGUGCUGACGCUGAAGGACUUGGAGCAGGCGGCCUUGACGGACCAGUACCCGACUGUGGAUUUUGAAAAGAUCUUUACAAGUUUGGACAUUGAAAACUCCAACCAAGUCAACUUUUUGGAGUUCGUGUCGGCUACCAUGACGGUCAACCUCCAAGGCGAAAAGGUACUGCGCAAGGCGUACGGGCUGUUCAGUCCGGAUGAAACCAAGGGCGGCAUCACAGAGCUCACGCUCGGCCGUGUACUCGGUCAUGAUUUCGACGAGGCGUCUGUUAAGGACAUGAUUCGCACCGCGGAUGUGGACAAGGACGGCGCGAUCAACUACAGCGAGUUUGUGCAUUUGCUUGAGGCAAAACCUGUGGGAAAGCAAAACAGUGCGCGCCGAAGCUUUCGCAUCAGCAGCAGAAGGAAGCUCACGCAGCAAAAAAGCAAUGACGAAGACUCGAGGGUGUCCAACGAGCCGCAGCCGGAGAAGGGGCCCAACCGAGUCUAGUCCUCGUGGUGGGAGGGGGGGGGGGUGUACAAGGGAAUGAAAACGUGAUGCAAUCAAUAUAUCAAAACAGGCUUUGUUGACGACCA